Porites evermanni is the source of this 1602-nucleotide messenger RNA. Lineage: Eukaryota; Metazoa; Cnidaria; Anthozoa; Scleractinia; Poritidae. The record is from the annotation of a GenBank genome assembly.
AUGUCAGUGAAAUACUCACUGGUUAUUGGUUGGGGUGCUGGGACUGGGAGAGCAAGACGUCGCCGCCUUGAUAGCGUUGACGAUGAAGACGACGAAGACGAAGACGAAGACGAAGACGAAGACGACGACGACGACGACGAUGACGACGACCAUGAUGAUGAUGAUGAUGAUGAUGAUGAUGAUGAGAAGGAUGAAGCUCCCCACGAUGUUACAGAAUACUGAGAGUAACUGUUUUCCAAAUAGUAAUUACCAGCCGCAGCUUUUAAAGAAAAUGCAAAUUUUGAUUAUGUUUCUUGGUAAAAAAAAAUUGUCCAAGAAGAUUUGGCAGUAUUCAACCGUAAUUAUCUGUAAUCGUAUCGUCGUGCACCUAAUAUCCAAAUCUGUAGAGUGCGGACUUAAAAGGAUAGCGUUUUUAAAUAAUAUUCCUCAAAGCCAAAAUUUCUCGUAAUUUCAAUUGUAUGGAAAACUCUUGACUUUAUGCGUUUUUGUACUUCUUAACUUCCAGGAGAUUGGGUAAACAAUUCAAGGGAACUAAGGAGUCGAGCAACAAACCGUAAGAGAGAAACUUAUUCUAAAACACCGAAUAAUCGAACUUCUGAAAAGGAAAAUGUGUCCGCUUUAACUUAACACAGAUUAAGAAAGAUGAACUUUAUAAGCAAGGUUCUGGAAGUUUUGUAAUUUGCUCUCUCUAUAACUAAACUUACUAUUUUGACAAUUCGGGUCGAGAUAUCCGACGUCACAGACACACACACUUUCCUUUGUUAGAUAAGGUUCACAGUAGCCGUGGUUUUUACAGUCCGGACAUCCUCUGGCCUUGCUNAACUGUUUUCCAAAUAGUAAUUACCAGCCGCAGCUUUUAAAGAAAAUGCAAAUUUUGAUUAUGUUUCUUGGUAAAAAAAAAUUGUCCAAGAAGAUUUGGCAGUAUUCAACCGUAAUUAUCUGUAAUCGUAUCGUCGUGCACCUAAUAUCCAAAUCUGUAGAGUGCGGACUUAAAAGGAUAGCGUUUUUAAAUAAUAUUCCUCAAAGCCAAAAUUUCUCGUAAUUUCAAUUGUAUGGAAAACUCUUGACUUUAUGCGUUUUUGUACUUCUUAACUUCCAGGAGAUUGGGUAAACAAUUCAAGGGAACUAAGGAGUCGAGCAACAAACCGUAAGAGAGAAACUUAUUCUAAAACACCGAAUAAUCGAACUUCUGAAAAGGAAAAUGUGUCCGCUUUAACUUAACACAGAUUAAGAAAGAUGAACUUUAUAAGCAAGGUUCUGGAAGUUUUGUAAUUUGCUCUCUCUAUAACUAAACUUACUAUUUUGACAAUUCGGGUCGAGAUAUCCGACGUCACAGACACACACACUUUCCUUUGUUAGAUAAGGUUCACAGUAGCCGUGGUUUUUACAGUCCGGACAUCCUCUGGCCUUGCUGCAGCCCUCAGGCGAAUUUACCACCUUCAGUGGUGUUUUGAGGUCGUACAUGUGGGCAUUGUUGGUUAUUUUUCGUAUACAGCCAUUGAAACCUGUAUAGUUGAGAUUAGGAUAAGCAAGGCCAGGAUUUUCUACACCUCCGAUCUGAAGUGGCCAAAGACUGUUCAAGUAACUGAAAGAAGAAAGUAA